AUGGCGACCCCGUCCCUCAACUUCAUUACCUUUAACCAGGACCACAGUUGUCUCGCUGUCGGCACUUCCAAAGGCUUCAGAAUCUACCACACCGACCCGUUUUCUCGCAUCUUUAGCAGCGACGAUGGCAAUAUUUCCAUUAUCGAGAUGCUAUUCUCGACCUCUCUGGUGGCUCUAAUUCUCUCUCCCCGCCACCUUAUUAUUCAGAACACAAAGAGGGCCUCAGUUAUUUGUGAGCUCACGUUCCCUUCGGCCGUUCUCGCCGUUCGCUUAAAUCGCAAACGCCUCGCCGUGGUGCUCGAGGAAGAGAUCUACCUCUACGACAUCAGCAACAUGAGCCUCCUCCACGCAAUCCAUACGUCUCCGAACCCUCUAGCGAUAUGUGCCUUGUCACCCUCGUCCGAGAACUGCUACCUUGCCUAUCCGCUCCCCGAACCCCGUGAAGAUAAUACCGAUAAUUCUAGACGGCCGGCUCAUGCACCGCCGCAGUCCACAUACGUAACCCCAACAUCUGGGAGGGUCUUGAUAUUCGAUGCGAUUACCAUCAAGGCUGUCAACGUCAUAGAGGCACACCGCGCUCCGCUGAGUUGCCUAUGCCUAAGCAACGACGGAACCCUGCUGGCGACUGCCAGCGAGACGGGAACCAUCAUCCGAGUUUUCUCUGUCCCAAGAGGGCAGAAGCUGUACCAGUUCCGCCGGGGAACGUAUCCCUCCACUAUUUAUAGCAUGUCUUUUAAUCUCAGCUCCACGCUGCUCUGCGUUUCAUCCGCUUCCGACACCGUUCAUAUUUUCCGCCUCGGCCAACCGCCAAAUAAUACCACGCCUGGAGGGGCACCCAUAGAGCCGCCAAGCGCAAGCUCGCCACGGCAAGAUCGGUGGUCAAGGGGCCGAGCUUAUGACGACGGAGAAUCACCAGGGAACAGCGCCACUGAGUCUCCCAGAAGCGAUGCGGCUGAUCCAGCUGGAGGGGAUCCCCCGCCUUUGGAGAAGGGCGGCUCGGGCCAUCGUAGGCAGAGCGGGUCCUUCAGCAACAUGCUACGCCGGUCGUCUCAGAUCAUGGGCCGUGGAGUAGCGGGCAUGGUUGGCUCGUAUCUCCCGCAGACCGUUACGGAAAUGUGGGAGCCCGCCCGCGAUUUCGCCUUUAUCAAGAUUCCCAAAUCCCACAAUCCUUCUGGCGUGUCCCGCAUCACGGGUGGCACACUUAACGGGCUGCCACCCCGGAGCGUGGUGGCAAUGAGCAGUAGUAGCCCUCAGGUCAUGGUCGUCACUAAUGAUGGCGGCUUCUACGUCUACAACAUUGACAUGGAGCAUGGUGGGGAGGGUUACCUGGUGAAGCAGUUCUCCGUUCUUGAAGGCGACGACCGGAAUGACAGCUCGUCCUACGGUACCUAA
Clonostachys rhizophaga is the source of this 1392-nucleotide messenger RNA. The record is from the annotation of a GenBank genome assembly. NCBI's taxonomy places the organism in Eukaryota, Fungi, Ascomycota, Sordariomycetes, Hypocreales, Bionectriaceae.